This is a messenger RNA of Penicillium antarcticum, 1059 nucleotides long. RefSeq names its product WD40 repeat domain-containing protein. The record is from RefSeq and is a predicted model, not a curated record. NCBI's taxonomy places the organism in Eukaryota, Fungi, Ascomycota, Eurotiomycetes, Eurotiales, Aspergillaceae. Gene Ontology annotation, biological process: G protein-coupled receptor signaling pathway. The transcript is spliced from 5 exons. Gene Ontology annotation, cellular component: cytoplasm; heterotrimeric G-protein complex. Bases 1 to 1059 code for a protein of 352 amino acids. Gene Ontology annotation, molecular function: protein binding; signaling receptor complex adaptor activity.
AUGGCCGAUAUGAGCGGCGAACAAAUGCAGGCCAAGAUCACCGCGGCCAGGCGCGAAGCCGAGGGCUUGAAGGACAAGAUCAAGCGCAGAAAGGAUGAGUUGGCAGACACUUCCCUCCGCCAAGUCGCGCAGGACCAGACUGAUGCCCUACCACGAAUUGGCAUGAAGCCCCGACGGACGCUGAAGGGCCAUCUCGCUAAGAUUUACGCCAUGCACUGGUCGACCGACCGCCGCCACCUCGUUUCCGCCUCGCAGGACGGAAAGCUCAUCAUUUGGGACGCCUACACCACAAACAAGGUCCAUGCGAUUCCCCUCCGCUCCUCGUGGGUCAUGACCUGUGCCUACGCCCCGAGCGGCAACUACGUAGCGUGCGGUGGUCUUGACAACAUCUGUUCUAUCUACAACCUGUCCUCGCGCGAGGGCCCGACCCGUGUCGCGCGCGAGCUGUCCGGACACUCGGGAUACCUCUCCUGCUGUCGCUUCAUCAACGACCGCCGCAUCAUUACCUCGUCUGGUGAUAUGACCUGUAUGCUGUGGGAUAUCGAGACCGGAUCCAAGGUGACCGAGUUCGCCGACCACCUCGGUGAUGUGAUGUCGAUCAGUAUCAACCCAACAAACCAGAAUAUCUUUGUUUCCGGUGCUUGUGACGCUUUCGCUAAAUUGUGGGAUAUCCGUACCGGCAAGGCCGUUCAGACUUUCGCUGGUCACGAGUCCGACAUCAACGCUAUUCAGUUCUUCCCCGAUGGUAACGCCUUUGGUACCGGUUCUGACGACACUUCUUGCCGCCUGUUCGAUAUUCGUGCCGACCGCGAGCUUAACAUCUACCAGAGCGACCAAGUCCUGUGCGGUAUUACCUCUGUUGCCUUCUCCGUCUCUGGCCGAUUACUCUUCGCAGGGUACGACGAUUUCGAGUGCAAGGUAUGGGAUGUUCUGCGCGGUGAUAAGGUUGGUUCCUUGAGCGGCCACGACAACCGUGUGAGCUGCCUCGGCGUCAGCAAUGACGGCAUCAGCCUGUGCACUGGAUCUUGGGACUCCCUCCUCAAGGUUUGGGCCUGGUAA